Molecule: messenger RNA, 2380 nt
Organism: Oenanthe melanoleuca
Lineage: Eukaryota; Metazoa; Chordata; Aves; Passeriformes; Muscicapidae
Gene: LHX4
Product: LIM homeobox 4
Exons: 6
Coding region: 16-1191 (391 amino acids)
Biological process (GO): neuron differentiation; regulation of transcription by RNA polymerase II
Cellular component (GO): nucleus
Molecular function (GO): RNA polymerase II transcription regulatory region sequence-specific DNA binding; DNA-binding transcription factor activity, RNA polymerase II-specific
Source: RefSeq, a predicted model, not a curated record
CCCCGGGCCAAUAAAAUGAUGCAAAGCUCCGCGCUCGCUGCCGAAGGGGCUGUCAAGGGGCUUCCCGAGAUCCUCGGUGUGCCGGUGCAACAGAUCCCCCAGUGCGCAGGCUGCAACCAGCACAUCCUGGACAAGUUCAUCCUCAAGGUGCUGGACCGGCACUGGCACAGCUCCUGCCUCAAGUGCGCCGACUGCCAGAUGCAGCUGGCCGAGCGCUGCUUCUCCCGGGCCGGCAGCGUCUACUGCAAGGAGGAUUUCUUCAAGCGUUUCGGGACCAAAUGCACGGCGUGCCAGCAGGGCAUCCCCCCAACCCAGGUGGUCCGCAAAGCCCAGGACUUCGUGUACCACCUGCACUGCUUCGCCUGCAUCAUCUGCAGCCGGCAGCUGGCCACGGGCGACGAGUUCUACCUGAUGGAGGACGGGCGGCUGGUCUGCAAGGAGGACUACGAGACUGCCAAGCAGAACGAUGACUCGGAGGCGGGCGCGAAGCGGCCCCGGACAACCAUCACGGCCAAGCAGCUGGAAACGCUGAAGAACGCCUACAAAAACUCGCCCAAGCCCGCCCGACACGUGCGGGAGCAGCUCUCCUCCGAGACCGGGCUUGACAUGAGGGUCGUGCAGGUGUGGUUCCAGAACCGGCGGGCCAAGGAGAAGCGGCUGAAGAAGGACGCGGGGCGGCAUCGCUGGGGGCAGUUCUACAAGAGCGUGAAGCGGAGCCGCGGCGGAGGGAAGCUGGAGAAGGAGAGCUCGGCCGAGGAGUGCGGCGUGAGCGACAGCGAGCUCAGCUUCCGCGAAGAGCAGAUCCUCUCCGAGCUCGGCCACAACAACAGGGUGUACGGCCCCGCGGGGGACGUGGCGGGCGGACAGUUGCUGAACGGCGGCUUCUCCAUGGAGGGCACGGGGCAGACGUACCAGGACUUGCGGGACGGCAGCCCCUACGGCCUCCCGCAGUCGCCGUCCUCCAUCUCGUCGCUGCCGGCCCACCCGCCCUUGCUCAACGGGCUGGACUACGCCAUGGACGGCAGCCUGGGGCUGGUGGCGCACGGGGCGCAGGGGGUGAGUCAGACGCUGCGGGCCAUGGCCGGGGGGGGCCCCACCUCCGACAUCUCCACGGGCAGCAGCGUCGGGUACCCAGACUUUCCCACCAGCCCGGCCUCCUGGCUGGACGACAUGGAUCACCCCCCCUUCUAAGCGCUGCCCGCCCCCCGCCCCGGGCCCCGCGCUCCCCCCGGCCCGCAAGCGCAGCGCUGAGGGACCCGCCGGCGGCUGAGCUUCCCAGGAUUUCCCGUGGGAAUUGGCCCCGCAGGGCUGCAGGGAGGGGGGACAUCAGUGCCGAUGGCUGGGCUGGCUGUGCUCGGGCGGGGGGCACGGAUCCUUUGGGUGUAAGCACAAGAGAGGUGGCGGCGCACCUGGUGGGGCCCCGGCCGUGGCGAGGCCGGCGGGAGGGACAGAAGGACAAUCAGGGGUGGCAGAGCCCAUCCCGGCACCCGCGCCAGCCCCGCACCCCCCGCCCAGCACCGCUGCUAUUCUCAAGAGUUAUUUUUCGAUAUGGUGUUGAAACGCAGCUCGGCGCUGCCCGGAGCCUCCGCGGAAGUCUAUAUUGUAAAGGGUAUAUUUUGUCCGGGCAAGGCCAUUGCCCCUCUGCCCAGGGGCGAUCCCGCCGGCUCCUGGCCUGGUGGCCGUGAUUUAUCCCUGGGCAAGCAGGAGCAUCGCUGCUGUCUUUGUACCAUGGUCACACAAGGGGAAGGAAUGAAAAAAAACCUGCCUCCUGCCCGGGAUGCCCACUGGCCAAGGUGGCCAUGGGGCUCGCACCUGCAGAGCAGCCACUGGGGGGGUGGGUGAGAGAGGUGGGCAAGGUUUGCUCUGAGGGCAAUGCAAAAAAAUUCCUCCCAAGCAGGGGAAAGGGAAUUUCGUCAGCUGCAGAAGCACCUGUGUGGUGGGAAGGGAAGGCGAUUGAGGUGUGAGAUGCUCCUGGCAUGAGUCGCCCUCCUCCUCUGGUGUCGUGGGUCUGAUGGUACUAAAGGGUGAAUGCAGGCAGCCAGGAAGGAUCCCGGUGGCUUUGGCACAUCCCACAAGCCCCAUGGGGUCUGCCCCUGGCCAGGCUCACUCAGCACUAGCCCUUGCUCAAAACUCACGAGCCCAUCUUCCCCAGCACAGCCACACCCCCUACCCGCAGACACUCAGCCCCGUGGAUAAGAUUCAGCUCCAGACUCUCUGCCCAGGGUGCCCAGCUCUGCCCCAGCCCCACAGGGAUGCCCGUGGGCUCCCUGCCAUCCUCUCUGCCUCUGGGGUGAUACUGAUGAUCCUCCCUUCAGGGAGGGCCGGGGGUGGAUCCGGUUAGUCGGCUCCUUCCCUCUAUGGAGGCUCCAGAAGCAAAGGG